AUGUUUACGCUGUACGUCGUCCUGGAGGACUUCAGGGAGGAAGACACAGACUUUAAGGCCCUUGCCUCUUAUUACGAACAUCACUACCGGGUCCACUUCGGCAAGAACGUCGUCCUAGAGGACUUUCUUCUUCUCUAUUACAUCGACCCGAGGACGACGCACAGAGACAACAUUUACGAGUACUGGGUGAUGAUCGAUUAUCUGGAAGUGCUCGAGAGGGAGUGUGUCGCCCUCUACAGUGAGGAGUUGCUGCCUCCUGAAGCAUCAUCGGAACAGUGGAGAUGGGGGCAGCAUUUCGAGUAUCUGCGGCUGCAGAAUACUAUCCAAUGGCACCUUCACCAGCUUGCCAUGACGCUCUGGGAGAGGGAGCAGAAGCUGCAGGAGGCUGCUGGUGAGGAACAAAAGGCAAGUCCUGCAGCUGAGGGAGAGGAGGAAGGAGCUCCUGCAGCAGAGGAGGAGAAGGAAGAGGGAGCUCCUGGAGUACAACAAGCUCCUGCAGCAGAGGAGGAAGAGCAGAGAGAAGAGGGAGCUCCUGGAGAACAAGCUCCUGCUGCGGAGGAGAGAGAGGACAGAGCAACUGGAGAAGAACAAGCUCCUACGGAGGAGGAGGAGAGAGAAGAGGGAGACCCUUGGGAACAACAGGCUCCUGCACCGGAGGAGGAGAAAGAAGAGGAAGCAGCUAAAGAACAAGCUCCUGAGGUGGAAGUGACCAUCGAAGAUCCUCCGGUGGUAGAAAGGCCGACCCUCCGAAAACGGGUCAAGAAGGCCAUAAUGAAGAGGCUUCGCAGGGUUUGGGUAAUGUAUCAAUUUACUGACAAUUACCCUUCUUCUAGAGAUACCUCAUGUUGUCCAAUGCAGCUCCACUUUACUUCCUGCUCUUCUGAGCAUUUUCAAUCAGAACAAUAGAAAGGAAGUCAUACACCCUGUCUGUUGAGCCCGCAGGC
Messenger RNA from Xenopus laevis (African clawed frog), 944 nucleotides. Its product is annotated as X-linked retinitis pigmentosa GTPase regulator-interacting protein 1-like. The transcript has 8 exons. Lineage: Eukaryota; Metazoa; Chordata; Amphibia; Anura; Pipidae. Bases 1 to 906 code for a protein of 301 amino acids. The record is from RefSeq and is a predicted model, not a curated record.